Messenger RNA from Porites evermanni, 4561 nucleotides. The record is from the annotation of a GenBank genome assembly. NCBI's taxonomy places the organism in Eukaryota, Metazoa, Cnidaria, Anthozoa, Scleractinia, Poritidae.
AUGGUGUCUGUUCUACCGGCAUUGGGAGCACCUCCAUUACCUGACUUUCAAGAUCCCACUAAAGUAAGUAACUUUAAUUUCGGGAGACCAGAGGAGCCUGCAAUCCUAAUCUCCAAAUUGGUAUGAAUGGAAUGCAUAAAACGCAAUCUGACCAAGCGCUUUACGACGUUCUGUUACGUGAAACGUUCGCAAAGCAAAGCGUCUGCCCUUGGGGCAAGAGGGUUGUUGUCCUUUGAUCGAUCUCGACGACGUUCCCUAACCUUUUGUUAUUACUAGUAAUUAAGCCAUUAUUGGGUUACCGGCAUAAAACUGUAGUGAAAAGAAGAUAUAAGGGAGCUUAAACAAAAACGGUUUUGAAGUGACGAGGUCUUCGUUACAAAUAAGGCUGAGUGGCUCUGGGAAGGAGAAUGACAGCUCCUAUUUCAAGUUAAAACAGCAAGGAAGCACACACUACCAAACUUUGCGGUAUUGCCAGUGUAAGUUUUGUCUCCGAUUUUCUUUGUUGCACGCGUGCAGGGACCUUCUCCUCCCUUUCUCUUCCCCUUUGCGCCUGUCCGCAGGGUACAAAUUCAUACUCGUAGCGAUAAGCAAAUUACCCAGCCUGGCACUAAUCCAUCUUAUUUCGGUCGACCGUACCUUGACCGAAAUAAGACAUCUUUUAAAAUCAAAACUUUUGCUACGAAUACUUUGGUAUACAAUGUGUUUUUAAUAAUGUGGCUUUAUGUUCUUCUAGGGAUUUGAACCCAGAGGUACAGAACUGAGUAACGAGAUUUCAACUUAUGAGAAUUUCGUUAAAGCUCUAAACAUCUCAUCGCCCUUGCGGACGUCAUUGUCUACACAAGUCGGAAAUGAAACAGGUCAAGCACCAGCAAAGCGCAAACGACGCUCAUUACAGCAACUACAGGGCUCACUACAACCGCCUUUCUAUGAUGUCGUUUCUGAGUCUAUGGUGUUCGUCUUUAAAGCUUUAGAUCCAAAAGAGAACUUGUUUGAUGCACCGAAACUAAGAACCAUCUGUACCAUGGACAAUAAAAUUGUGCGUUCAAGCCCAUCAUUUACGACAUACUGUUAUAAAUUUAACGAUAGGUCUACAACACAGUGUUAUUCCAGCUGGAACCUUGGAAAUUACGUCGCGUUACUAAACAACCGUACCUCGUGUCAGAUGAUAACAGAUGAUGAUGUCUCGAAGGUGAAAAUCUUGAUGAGGAACUGUUCCACUUAUUUUCUGAAGCAGACUCUGAAGCCUGACUGUAAGUACCCAGAUUUCUCUAGAAAUGAAACUGUGAGCUCCAACUGCCCAUCUGUGCCUGCCCAAUGCCUCAAACACUCUGCAGUGUACAAUAUUUUUCAGUAUCUUGUAGACAACGAGUUCAUGAAUACACCAGACAAUGAUUUUCUGAAAUACACUCUCUCCAUUCUUCCUGUGGCUUAUGAACUGAAAGCCUUUUAUGAUGAGAUGUACGAUAGACUAAAGGAUGACACACAUCUAAGUCAAGGAGUAGAAUUGGUGACCUUCAGGUUUUGGGGAUACAAGUACAAGAAAUUCAGUGACGAGCUUUUAGUGCAGAUCAUCUUCCCAGCUCUGGCUUUGAUCGUUGUCUUUGGCGUGAUGUGGACAUUCCUUGGAUCAUUCAUACUUACAUUUUGUGGCCUGUCUUGUGUAAUUUACGCAGGUGGUCUUUCUUAUUUUCUCUACAACUUUGUAUUUCGUAUGGAUUUUUUCCCUUUCCUUAAUAUUCUAACUCUGGUAUUCUUGGUGGGAAUUGGAGCAGACGAUGCGUUUGUGUACUAUGACAUAUGGAGACAGUCAAGAGCUGCAAACCCCGACGCGAACAUAAUGCAGUUGACACUUAACUCGUUACGCUAUUCUGCUCUCUCUAUGCUGGUUACAAGUUUGACUACUUCGUCAGCAUUUUUCGCCGGGAUAUCUUCCACAAUCACCGCCAUUAAGUGUUUUGGUAUAUUUGCUGGCACAUCCAUCUUGACAAACUACCUUCUGAUGAUCACAUAUUUUCCGGCUUGUGUCGCCCUGCAUGAGAAGUGGAUCAUGAAGUAUAACGAUGGUCAUAGCUCAGAAUCUCAAACAUCAACAGAGGUGGCUGUUGAGGAAGUGGCAAUGCCAGUGGCCCAAGACAUGAUUGAGCAAAGAAACGCGGUGAGCAACCACAAGACAGCUGAUGAUGUUAAAAAACACCGAAACACCUGCAUUCUGCAAGUGAUUGAUUUCCCUUGCUCCCUCGCGGUUUCAGCCAAAAGUGCGGUCCAAAAAUUUAGUUCCAAGUUUUUUGGUCGUUGGUUACCAUUCGUCGUCAUCAAGUUUUAUUGGAUUUGGAUAGCCUUACUCAUCGGUCUAACCGCUGGCUUCUUGUGCGUUACCUUUUACAAACCCGGACUUCAGUUGCCAGAAAGUGAUGAGUUCCAAACAUUUGCCUCUUCUCAUAUGCUAGAAAACUACAAUUUAAACUACAAGAGUUUCUUUAGGUUCGAGCAGAGCGGAAGCAUGGUUGUAGAGCUGAUAUGGGGAAUUAAACCUGUAGAUAACGGCAACUACUUUAACCCAGAUGACAAAGGAACGUUGGAAUUUGAUGAAUCAUUCGGUGCCGACCUCUUUUCCGAAGAAGGACAAAAGUUCAUUCUUUCGGUCUGUAAGUCUGCUGAAAAGCAAUCAUUUUUUGAUGCAUUUGCUGCGGGCACUGUGGAUUGCCCGAUUGAGGGUUUAAUUGCCUUAUGUAAAGCUGGUCCAAACCCAUGUUGCGGAAACCACAGCUUUCCAUUUCCAGCUGAUGUCACCGAGAGAUGUCUUCUUGAAUUUGCAUCGCGAGGUAAUGAAUCAGGCUUACUGUUUGAUGCUAAGAGCAAAGCAAUUAAGGGUUUCAGACUGGUCAUUUCCACCAACCAACCUUUUUCAACUGCUUUUUCGGUGAUAGACAAAGUCUACGACGAAGUGAUAUCUUGGUUUGAAGGUCAGUUUUCUAAUGCCCCUCCUGGUCUGAAAAACGGCUGGGCGAGUAGUUGGGGAUUCCGAUUUUAUGGUCUUCAAAUUGGCCUCUCGCGUGGCACCUAUUCAUCCCUGGGUAUUUCGGUGGCCGCAUCAUUCAGUAUCAUGUUGCUCACAACACUCAACAUCUUUAUCAGCAUCUAUGCCAUCGUCACAAUUAUUGGAAUUAUUGCGAUCACCAUUGGAUCUCUUGUAUUAGCUGGCUGGCAACUUAACAUAUUAGAGUCAAUUAUCACGUCAGUAGCUGUCGGACUGUCAAUUGACUUUACCAUGCAUUAUGGUGUGGCUUACAGACUGGCACCAGAUAAAAGCCAAAGAGAAAGCAGGGUACGUUACUCACUGGCUCACAUUGGAUCAGCGAUCACGAUGGCAGCACUUACAACGUUUCUUACAGGUGAGUGUUUUAAUCCUUAGUUCAUGAUUUUCUCUAUUCAUUUCUCAAUGUGACUCUUUUAGUUUAUUGGGACUGAGACGUUAUUUUCUUGUGCAAAAUGGAGAUAAAAGUAAUUGCCAAGACAAGGUUUACAAAGAGAGCAAUGUUGGGGCAUUAGUGGCCAGGAUCGACCCAGGUUCUUAACCCGCAGGGUAUGCCGUGGGGGUUUUUCCUUGAACUCUAGUUUAUCCUACCAUCAAAAACUAACGCUCCCCAAUGAUUACAGUGCGAUCUGGAACGCAGACGCACGAACACUUGUAAACGUGUUCUGUAGACAACCUCGUCCUCAAGGCUUUUCGCUUUGAAAAUUGGGGAGGCGGAAAAAAGACCCCUUUCCCGGCUCCUCCCAUGUUUUUAAUGGAAUAGCUUCGCGGAAGAGAUGUUUUUUAAAGUUUCUAAGUUGGUGAACAAAUAAAAUUUACACCUUUACCUUUUUUUAAAAUCAAACGAUGCAUGUCGGCUAUCGCCAAGUGCGUCCAUUUAUUUCUUUUGUGUGGUUGAUAACCUAACAUGAGAUAUUUUUAGGCAAUACCAAACGUGACAAUGCAAGGCUGGGUAACAAGGCAAGGAAUUUUCUUGUCAUUCAACUAAAAACCUCAAUUAGCAUAAAAAAUCCUGACUACGACUACGGAUGUUGUCAAAAUCACAUGAACGUCGAACCAGUCAAGGACUACAAUCAGUACCACAAGUCGACCGAAAUAAGUUGGAAGUCAAAGAAUCGGUAGACAUAUGUGAUUGGUCCAAAGAAUGAUUUUGGACAGCUCAGCAUUGCUCGUCUGAUCGCGCAUUGUGGGCGUUGUCUACGCCGAGUUAAACCAAAAGACAGUGAAGAAUUUCAAGAGACAAAUGAGCUGGGAAAGGUGAAGCCUAAAGACUCUUCAAACCCCAUCAACGAGAAUGAGCCAGGCAACGUUAAAAGUGACUAUAUGAAUAAGCAAGACACGAUUAAUCUUGACCAUUCGGAUGAACCAGAAAUUGUUAAACCUGCUCACAUCGAUGAACCAGACACGGUUAAUUCUGACCACAUGGAAGAGCCAGAAAUUGUUAACCCUGCACACAUCGAUGAAUCAAAGAUUGAACAAGCCGAUGAGAAGCAUACUGAAAUAAGAGACUUAGGCGAAGUCAAUUAA